This is a messenger RNA of Lucilia cuprina (Australian sheep blowfly), 2250 nucleotides long. RefSeq names its product putative protein TPRXL. The transcript has a single exon. NCBI's taxonomy places the organism in Eukaryota, Metazoa, Arthropoda, Insecta, Diptera, Calliphoridae. Gene Ontology annotation, molecular function: protein serine/threonine phosphatase inhibitor activity. The record is from RefSeq and is a predicted model, not a curated record. Bases 152 to 1561 code for a protein of 469 amino acids.
GAAGAAAAAAUCAAGAACCACACUUGUAAACACAGAGGCAAAAUCAUUAAGUAAAAACACUUUUUUAACAAAUCGAAAAAAUAAAUCUAUAAAAAAACAACAAAUCGCCAAAUAUUUAUUAUAAAACACGACAAAUAUCGACAGAACAGAUAUGGAAGUAAGUUUAGAGCCAUCGAAUGAAGGCGUAGAACAAAAAGAUUGUAAAAAUAAAACGGAUGAAACUAUGACAGAAAUGCAAGUUGUAGUCUUGCCAUCAGCAGUAGAAGCAGCUAAUGAUGCUAAUGCAACGGCUAUAACUAUAAAUAGUAAUACAAAUCAAAUGGGUGAGAAUGCGAAUAUAGCAACACUCUCGUCGAAAGCUUUAAAAAGAUGCUUAAGUGUGCCAAUACCCAGGUCGCAGCCACCAUCUAGGGAAGUAUCACCAGCACCAGUUUUUAAUAUAUUUGCACCACGCGGAAGACGUUAUUCGGCCAGUUAUAGUCCAGCCCGGGGGUUACCAGCCUCCGGCACUACAGCAGGUUUAAACCCCACAGGUAGUGUAAGUGUCAAUAAUGCUGGAGGCAGGUCCGAUUCAUCACGGUGUGUUACACCGCGUAUAUCCCAAUUACGACAGGAAGAAUGCGUCGAUGGCUUAAAUAUGCGUGAAGUAACCCAUGAGCGAGAAGUCCAUUCGGCCAUACAAAUAUCUCAGAGUUGGGAAGAUUUAUCCUUAGUAGCUGAGAAUUGGUCUUGCAAAUCUUCCGAUGAAUUAACUAAUCCUUUACAGGUUAUGGUGAGUGGUGGCAUGAGCAGCGGUAACAGUUGCUCUAGUCCUAGCCCUACCAAUAAUCGUACUAAUUUGCGUCUUCCAUAUGGUUUAUCACCAUCUCCUACACGUCGCAGUACCUUUGCAACACGCCGCUCUAUGUCACCCAUAGCCAUAAGACCCUCUCAGCUGGGUCCGGUUAAGAGAAAAUUCGAGUUAGAUGAAAGUUCUUCGAUCAGUUCGUGGGGCUCUUUGUAUUCGCAGCCACCGGCAAAGAAAAUGUUUUGCGAAAGUCGUGGCUCUUCACCCAUAUGCCAAUCACCAUCAAGUUCUGUUUGCCCCAGUCCAGAUUCAGGAACUGGUACUUAUGACGGACGUAUUACACCUAAAUUGUUGAUAUCAAAACUAUGCACCAAUAAUACAACAAACACAAAUUCUGCUUGUUCCUCACCCAUGUCGGCUUCAUCUUGCAGUGAUGUUAUUGAAUCUACAGUUGCAUCAGUAAGUGCUCACUGUUCUUCAUCAUCAUCCUCCUCCUCUUCGUCAUCGUCAUCUUCAGCAUCGUCAAAUUCUCUAGUGUCUAGCAAUAGUGAACCCAUGAGUAUUGGCAGCAGUCUAGAAGAAACCAUUUCAAUUUCCAACAAAUUGGCUAUACCAGCCAUGCAGGACGAAUCUACCCUAAUGGAUGUUCUAAAGCCAGACACUAGUACCACCACACCUGUUAAUAUGGAGACUUGUACAAAAAUGUUAGUAGAACCUAUGGUCACUAGUACAACCACCACAAAUCCAGCAGUAGUUAUGGAUGAAAAAAUGUAAGCAAGUGUUGAUGUUUAUUAAAAAAAAUACAUUAGAAUUUAGUUAGCCUUUAUUUAAAAAAAAAACCUAUUAUAAUCCCAAACAAAAUCAAGCGUAAAUGUAAGUGUGAUGUAAGAAUAGACUGAGAGGAGUUCAAGUGAUUUCAAAAUUAUAAGUUUUUCUCUUUAAUCUACCAAACAAUUGAUUUUAAGGUACAAUUUUUAUCAUUGAAAUCAUUUGGUCUUCUCUCACGCUAUUUUCGAUAUUUAAAAUUUAAAUAUAAAAAAGUAUUGAUCGAUAAAUAUUCAAAUAACCUUAUAAUUAGCUAACAAAUGAAAGCCUAUCAGUUUUUAAUUAAUAAUUUAUAUGUAAAAAACAAAUGAUGAACUAUUGAUAUCUAGUUUCAUAAAACAAACUGCGGCGUUGUCGAACUAAAAAGUGCUGAAAUUUUAAAAGAAAUUUAAAAUCUUCUACAAUUGAAGAUUAUCGUAGGUGAAUUUUUAAAGUGUCUAGAUUUACGAACCAAUCUUAAUUGAUAUUAAUUGAUUAAAACCAUAUAGCAUCAACUCACUUUCAAAUGCAGGGGUAAAGUCUGAAAAAUAUUUUCUGAAAUCAAAAUCUAAAAAUGAUUGUUUUAAAAUUAUGUUAACAAGAUAUUAAAGAUUAAAGAAAACAUUUAAUUGCAAAAUUUAAUCUGUUAAAUAUAAGAA